Molecule: messenger RNA, 1175 nt
Organism: Triticum aestivum (bread wheat)
Lineage: Eukaryota; Viridiplantae; Streptophyta; Magnoliopsida; Poales; Poaceae
Product: phosphatidylinositol transfer protein 3-like
Exons: 5
Coding region: 54-893 (279 amino acids)
Molecular function (GO): phosphatidylinositol transfer activity
Source: RefSeq, a predicted model, not a curated record
GGCCAAAGUUGCAGUGUGGUUCUAGGCAACGAGCUAGCUAGCACUCUGAAGCAAUGAGCUACCAGCUGAUGAAGAAGGCCAGGAGCGAAGCAACACAGCAGAAGGCGCCAUCUUUGUCUUUGGAACAACAGCAGGAAAAGAUAAAUGAGGUGCGGGGUCUCCUUGGCAGUCUGACCGAGGAGAUGCCGAGUUUCCUGUCAGACGCCACCAUCCGCCGUUUCCUCCGAGCGAGGAAUUGGAGCACGGAACAAGCAACCAAGGGUCUCAAGGAAACCGUCAAGUGGAGGCGUGAGUACAGGCCGGAUGCAAUUUCUUGGGAAGACCUUGCUGAAAUGGAGAACGAGGCCAGGAGAACACAUGUAGCCGACUACCUUGACAAGAAUGGAAGAAGUGUCCUCGUAGUAAACCUACCAAUGAAGUCUAAAGUUUCAGUCAAGGAGCAGAUAAAGCACCUGGUAUAUCUCCUCGAGUAUUUCGCUACCAAUUCAGCAGAUGAACAAGACGACUAUGUUGUUUGGUUGAUUGACUUCCGAGGCUGGUCGAUAUCGAGUACGCCAUUGUCGACAACCCGUGAGACCAUGCACAUAAUUCAAAACUACUAUCCAGGGGUGAUAGCCGUGGCGAUUCCUUUUCACCCUCCGAGGAUUUUUGAAUCUUUUUGGAAGAUAGCAAAGAACUUUGUCCAGCCAAACAUGAAAGAGAAAGUGAAGUUUGUUUAUGCUAACAAACCAGAGAGCCUGAAGAUAAUUGCUGACAUCUUUGACUUAGACACGCUGGAGUUGUCGUUCGGAGGAAGAAGCACCAGUGCAAUCUUUGACAUCAACAAGUAUGCUGAGAGAAUGAUAAGAGCCGACAAGAUGAGAGUAACAUCAAAAGACACAAAUGGCAAAUGAUCUCCAUGAGCAAUGACCAUGAUUAAAUACAAGUUGCUUGUGAGCCAUACAUGCUAAUCGUCUGCCUGCGAGUUACUAGGCUACUAUAUAUAUUAGUUGAGUGCCCAUGUUGCCACGGAAUACAAAAUAAGCACACCAAUCAAAUAGUUUGUCUUCAUAAAUUUUUGGAAGAUGAUGGCAUCUGGUUCCAUCCAUAUAGCAACAUAUACUUGUUCUCCUUUUCUUUCUUCCUCAACAAUCGUUACUAGUUGACAUUUUUAAUACUAAGAGUUUUUGGCAAGA